ACAAGAUUAUACCACCAAGUUACCAACCAACGAAAGCAGAUCUCAAGUCUUUGUUAAUGGCGUAAACGCGUAGUAGCCCUAACAAAUAAAUAAAAUUCAAAUUUAAUUUCUGCAAAUUUUUCUUCGAAACAUCGAAUUCUUAGUUUCUGAUUAAUGGAGGAAGCUAACAAGAAUUCAUCAAUGGCGGAUGAGGAGAGAGAAAUUGAAACGAAAACUGCACCAGAAACCAAGAAAGACGACAACAAUGGAGGAGGUGGAGGAGGAUGGGGAGGAUGGGGGUUUUCUCCAUUGUCGUACCUCUCAGAUCUUCAAAAAGCUGCUGCGUUUGCCGCUGAUGAGAUCUCUCGCAGUGCUGCUGCUGCUGCUGAGAGCUUCAAUAACAUACAAGAGGAUGCUGAAGAGGAGCCUUCUAAAGGGGCAAAUGAUGCUGAAGAUUCUGUCAAAGAAGGGGAAGAUGGACAUGAGAAGGAAAAGCUGAUGUCUGCUCUGGAUAAGUUGGAGAAUGCUAGUGAAGAUACAUUUCUUAGCCAGGGUUUGAAAGUGAUAGAUGAUUCAGUGGAAAAUUUUGCUUCAGGAGCUUGGAAGGCAUUAGGAAAUGCAUUCAAGGGCGGUUCAACCCUUAUCCAAAAGCUUGAGCAUUCUGCUGUUGGCAUAGCUGAUUCAAAUUCUAUCGCUCCAUCUCUUCUAGAGACUGGUAAAGCUAUCACUUUCAAGGGAAUGCAAGCUCUUGAGAAUGUAGGGAAGGAGACUAUGGAUUUGUUGAUCUCCGAGACUGGUAUUGAAGUUGAAAAGAAGUCUGAUGAAAGUUAUGACAACCAGCUGUAUGAGGAAAUGACAUUUGAUCGAUGUUUCUACAUAUAUGGAGGUCCUGAGCACUUGGAGGAAUUAGAGGCGCUGUCUAGCCAUUAUGCCUUACUUUUUAACAGAAGAAAAGCUAAGUUGUCAUCAGAGGAUAAAUCAAAUUAUGAGGGAAAGGUGAAACAGGUUCAGCAAAUUCUUAAUUUGAGUACAGAAACUGAGACACCUAUUGUGCAAUCAGACAAAGGAAAGAAAAUAGAAGUUGGGACUGAAGGAAGUGACAUUGAACUCAAGGGCUUGCAUGAUUCAAGUCUCAGUAAGGCUGCUGACAUGGCUGCAGGGUUUACUAGUGCCCUAGCUGGGCAAUCUCCGAGUGACAUUAGCCAAAGAACUGUUGGCAGACUGGAAUCCUUGCACUCUGAAGGGGUUCACAGACUGUCAGAGAUUUGUUGUUUUGCUGUGUCUCAAUUGUUGAUGUUGGGGAAGUCCAUGAUAUCUAACGUAAGCAAGAAUCAGGAGGAAAAGGCUGAUCAGAAUAUGAUCAGAAUCGAGUGGCCAGAGGAUUCCCUUGAAAAGGCUAUAGUUAUUAGAUCCAAGGCUCAAGCAAUGAAGGAGAGCUUGGAAGCUAUUUCUAACAGCUUCAUUACUGGUAUAUCUGAUGUGACCGAAGCUUACCUGGCUGCCAUGAAAGUUGUUACGACAACUGAUUCUCAUGAAGCUCCUCCAGACAAGUCAAUUCAAGAUAAAGCCAAUUCAUUUUCAGAACAUCUCCGUGCAGAUCAGACUAUUGCUGUGGAUAAAAUUCAGGACGGCCUUCAAUACUUGUGCUUUGUCAUUGUGUCAACUUCCAUGCCUCCUGCUCCCUGAAGAAGCAGAACUUCAUCUGUAAAUAGUCACGUAACAAGAAUUCUCUUCUCUAUUUUCCUCUAAUUCAUUCCAUUAAGGAGAAAGUACCAUGUCUAAAUCAUCGAGACAUCUUGUGCUAGUUUUUGAUUGCACUCGAACUAGGAUCAGUUGCAUAGAAAUAUAGAAAACGAGAAUUAGAGAUUUCGUUAGAUGUUACUAUAUUUGUAAUGUUAUUAGGGUAUCCAUGUUUAUUUGAAUUUCCAAAAUGGGAUGAAACCUUGGUCAAGAAUAGUUGUGAACUCUGUGAUCGCCCUCAUGCCUUCGUAUCCCGUAAUUAGAAUUUUGUUGGAGAGCUAA
Molecule: messenger RNA, 2001 nt
Organism: Beta vulgaris subsp. vulgaris (sugar beet)
Lineage: Eukaryota; Viridiplantae; Streptophyta; Magnoliopsida; Caryophyllales; Amaranthaceae
Exons: 9
Coding region: 154-1665 (503 amino acids)
Source: RefSeq, a predicted model, not a curated record